UGACGUCUUCGGAGUGCAGACUCUGUGCGAUCUGUCACCCAACCUUAUCCCACGUCUGAUUCAGUAUCACCGAUCCUGUGUGAAACAGCUCUCAUGAUGUGAGCCUAGACCAAGGCACUUUCGCAUCGUUCGAGGCGCGUCCGCGAGCGCUACUCGCACGAUUCACGCGUGACCGACCUCUGAGCGAUCCAUUUCUUGUCCUCCACCGUCAUGCACGCGAGCCAGAUCCAAUCACAGCUGGGCGUGCCGCCCUCCUCGUCUCUUCUCUCAGCUUACUCGUGCGCCAUUACUGGCCUCAUCGCUUUUCCCUCCAGUCUCGCCGUGCUCUGGCGAGGCAUCAAGUGGAAUGCCUCCUGCUGGUUAGCCAAUCAAAGUCUCGACGAAUUCGAGCACCAGCAGAUCGUCGAGUUCGCGUUCAGUGGCCAGCAGCGAACGCCACAUAUCGAAUGGUGCUACUUCGCUUCGGACGUGGAGGAUAAGGUGUCUAUACUGAUCGUCUUUCCCGAGCUGCGAACUAGCUUCAGGACUCCUGAAAUCAUGCAGCGCUGGACAGACACUGUUGUCUUGCCAGCCUUUCGCCAUGUUGGAAUCUCGGUAGGUAGCUUGACCAGCAGCUUUCAGGCCAUCCAAAUAGCGGCGGAGGAUGCGAAGCGGAAAGAUGCCUCGAAUGCGUUCACGCCAGAAACCCCACUCGUACGGGAGCUUUCGAAGACGGGUCUCUCCACGCAAGAUAUGCAAAGCCUGUGGACUGCCAUCCAAGAAAAUGCACACAAGACACCCUUCUUCGCAGGCUUCAGGAAUAUUUUCCUCGUGGCGACUUGCCGGCAGCACAGAGGUGGCAAACAGUCGCGGACUGCAUGUGACGGCGUACAAUCCGUCAUGACGGCAUGGGACGAAGCCAUCGACAUGAACUUCGUACCAGCGAGCUUGGUGCGCGCCAACACCGCACCCACUGCCGAGACAAACCUCACCGACGCUUCCGAUGGCCGGUCAGACGAAGCAGCCAACAUCAUGCCUGCGUACCGGCCAAGUGCGGACUCGAUCUGGGAGUCGUCGCGGAAAAGGAAAGCGUCUGACGAGAUCGAGACGGAGAAACGUUCAAGAGCCGAGAACGGGUGUCUGCAGCCUUUGUCUGUGGAUCGUCUGCAUACCUUACAGACCCAACGCGCUAGCGGCUUCGUCGAUGAGGACACCGAAAUGGGGACGUGAACUGGGUAUAACAGUUCCAUGCAUACCACCUUGCAGCGACUGUUGUUUUCUCCCCAUGGUUUGGGACGGCGAUCAUGCACGCGCGAGGUUGCUCUUGGGCUAGGGCUUGAGCCGAACAUGGACUGGAUGCAAGUGAUCGAUCCGACCUUCCGCCUUCGCAACACAAGCCGCCAGUCUUGGAUAGACAGUCAAAUCGCAAGGACCUGUACCGGACGCAAACGCGUAGCGCGCUCCGUUGUACAGUCAUGGAUUGGGGCUGUGCGUGCUGAUUUGCUGAUUCAAUUUCUCGUGUCUUAAGAUCCUCGCGAACGAGUAACAUGUCUCAACAGACGAGCUAACUGCAUCCUGUGCAGAAGCUGUACAUUCUCAGUUGCCCGCCUGAUCUACGACACUGGACACUGUCCUUGAGCGUUUUGACGUACCAAAUGAUGUCUGAGGCGAAUUUCAGAUCAUUCAUACUUCCGCAUUUUCGAUUGUAUCCGCCUAAAACCACGCCUCCUGAGAACCCAAGUACGCAUCUUCUGUUACCUGGAGGGCGUUCUAUUAUUCUGUUGCGACUGUGUGUCGCAUGUUUUUGUUGGAGGUUUUGGGGAGCACAGUCAUCCCACACGCAUCCCCUUUGUCGUGCAACCACAGGUACAAUUGUCAACUGCUGUUGAUUCCACACACCUUGGCUUCAGCAUGCCUAGAAGCUCUGUAAUUAGCCUUGGCUUAUCCCCGAGUGUCCGAUCUAUCCGAUGACACAAACCAGCCAGACGGUUCAAAAUGAAAAAAGUUCGUGCAGCAGA
Verruconis gallopava is the source of this 1997-nucleotide messenger RNA. RefSeq lists its product as uncharacterized. Bases 211 to 1209 code for a protein of 332 amino acids. The transcript has 2 exons. The record is from RefSeq and is a predicted model, not a curated record. Lineage: Eukaryota; Fungi; Ascomycota; Dothideomycetes; Venturiales; Sympoventuriaceae.